CCGUGUGUGCAUUUAAAGGUCGACCAGCCAGGAAGUUGAGGUAGCUAGCCUAGAUAUGUUAUCCAUUUUGCAAUCAUAAUGGGAUAGUAUAAGAUAACCGGCAUGUGAAUGAAAGCAUGACUUCUUUUAAAGAGUUCUGUCAUUACUCAUAAAAACGUCUUCAUCUAAAGCAGGGCCAGGACAAUUACAGAGCUAAAUCCUGUGGUGUUAUUAGAUUGAAUGAUCAUCAAGGACAACAACCACCCGAGCCACUGCCUGUUCACACUGCUGUCAUCCAGAGGUUUGCUGGGGGGAAAUAUGCUGGGACUUGUAGGCUUCAUAGGGGGUGACCUCCAUGCUACGUCUGGGAGACACCUGAGAUGCACCUUGAGGUCUCCAACAGUCCAACAGACUUCUGGCUCCACAAACCACCCCCAGAGGGCAUGGCUCGCCUCACAGGCACCCCUCUGUGGACACCAAACCCCUAAACAUAGGACAGGGCUAUAUGGCCCUUUUACACACCCGCAACAGACACUGGGGAGUUCCCGUGGCCCCUUCUCCCUACCUCUUUUCACCCAGAGGGUCGCCCUCUCCCAGGGACCCAACACCUCCACAGCCAAGAUCAGGCUGCGAACGCGCCUGGUGGUCACCCUGCUGUUCGGCGGGGGUCUGCUUGGCACCUGGUGGUACGUGCGUGACGAGAAGCAGCAAAAUCACCAAAUGCAGCGGAUAGAGCAGUUGAAAAAGGUGGCCCUGGGCCAGGGAGACUUCAGCCUCCUCGACCACAGGGGGCACCGCAAGACCAAGAGAGACUUCCUGGGUCACUGGGUGCUCCUCUACUUUGGCUUCACCCACUGCCCUGACAUCUGCCCCGAUGAGCUGGAUAAGAUAUCUGCUGUGGUCAGCGCUCUGGACAAGGACCGGUCUCUCCCCGCGGUCCAACCGCUAUUUGUGACGGUCGACCCGGAACGAGACGACGUGGCGGCCCUGGAGAGGUACGUGAAGGACUUCCACCCCCGGCUGAUCGGCCUGACGGGUACCCCAGAGGAGGUGAAGGUGGCAGGGAAGGACUACAGGGUGUACGCCAGCCCUGGACCGAAGGAUGAGGACGGGGACUAUAUAGUGGACCACACCAUCCUCAUCUACCUGGUCAACCCAGAUGGGCUGUUCCUGGACUAUUACAACAGGAUGAAGGACGACGUGCAGAUCGCUGAGAGCGUCAGGAACCAUAUGAAGAGCUACGUCAAACUCUGAAUGAAUGACUGUAACCACACCAACAAGACUCUAUCAAAGUAUAGUAUGUUACACUUAAGCUGAACCCAAUGUCCAGGUAACAAUAAUCCUCCAUCAGAAAUGAGGCCCUGUGAAUUGUUCUCAGACCAGACUGAACCACAACAAUAUGGACGCUUCGUCGAGGCUAUGCUGAUUCUGUGUGUGCAAUAAAUUGUUUUUGUCUGACACCAAUAA
Messenger RNA from Oncorhynchus gorbuscha (pink salmon), 1446 nucleotides. Its product is annotated as protein SCO2 homolog, mitochondrial-like. Bases 220 to 1233 code for a protein of 337 amino acids. The transcript is spliced from 3 exons. Lineage: Eukaryota; Metazoa; Chordata; Actinopteri; Salmoniformes; Salmonidae. Gene Ontology annotation, biological process: mitochondrial respiratory chain complex IV assembly. The record is from RefSeq and is a predicted model, not a curated record.